Molecule: messenger RNA, 1816 nt
Organism: Anopheles stephensi (Asian malaria mosquito)
Lineage: Eukaryota; Metazoa; Arthropoda; Insecta; Diptera; Culicidae
Gene: Asciz
Product: zinc finger protein ENHYDROUS
Exons: 1
Coding region: 117-1391 (424 amino acids)
Biological process (GO): regulation of transcription by RNA polymerase II
Cellular component (GO): nucleus
Molecular function (GO): DNA-binding transcription factor activity, RNA polymerase II-specific; transcription cis-regulatory region binding
Source: RefSeq, a predicted model, not a curated record
CUCUACAACAGGUGCAUGAAAAACCAAAAGCCAAAAGAAAACCAUUUGAAAAUGACAGCCGUGACAGUCUGGAAAAUGUUUGUAAACAAUUCCACAUUUGACGUUUCCAGGCGCGAAUGCUGUUUGUUUUGAUUUGCAGCUCACAAAGUUUCCUUUGGCUUUGGCGUAGGUUUCGCGAAGAAAGCGUUCUGUGUUCCGUGCACGAAAUCGCAACGAUGACCGACCAAACACAAACGGCAACCAACCCGCGGAGGAUUUAUCUAACGCCCGAAGAAAUAUUGGCUGAAAAGAUCUACAUCUGCUCGUUCGAAAACUGCUUCGCGAUGUUGCACAAUCUGGCCAAUUUGCAGAUGCAUCUCACCCGACAUCACAAAGCGCCGGCAAUUAAUCUACAAUCCCUGAAUGGUGCUGCCGAAUCGGAACGCACCCACUUCUACUGUCCGCACGAAAGCUGUCCGUAUUAUCAAACGCCGGAAGAAAGAACAAAUGGUGCACGUUACUUCGGUUCACUUCGUUCGCUGAAGCAACACUACCUGAAGGUGCACGGUGAGCGAAAGCAUCGGUGUGAGGCAUGCGAAAAAUCGUUCGCUACCCAAAGCUACCUGCGCCAUCAUCGGUUAUCCUGUGGGCAGAAGUUUAGCUGUGACCACUGCUCGUACACUUACGGUUCUCGGGAAGCAUUGCUGACCCAUGCAAAACGGAAGCGGCACGGAUAUGAAGAGCUACUUUCGGCAAAGAAAGCACACCGCGUGAAACCGGCAAAACAGGUGGCUGAAGUGAAAUGUGUCAGUACCGCCACACAAACGUUGUCUGAGCGUUCGGAAAGCAAAACUACACAAACGAUAACUUCAAACACGGUUGCCGUUGAAACGCGUGAAGCUGAAAUUCGACUCCCCGUAGAGACAGUGGCAACCCUCGUACAGACUUGCACCGUUCCUGAGCCGAUCGUACACGGAACGGAACCACUCGCACCUGUCGUUUGCACUGAAACGCAGACCGAUUUCAUCGAUGUAAUGUUCGCACACACGGAAAACCGACACGAUCCGCUGCUUUCCUAUGCUCACAUGUACACACAGACGUCUGACGAACCGGGUCUGCUUGCUGAUUUGGGUUUGUCCACCACGGAAACACAAACCAGCUGGAACGAGGAAAGUGAAACGUUCGGGGAUUACCUUGUAUCGACGGAAACGCAAACGAAUUUCGAUAUCGACAGCUUUGAUUGUUCCAGCAAUAGCAUCGGCGAUAAAGCUGAUCCGGUCAACAGCAAGCAUACCCAGGUGCCGGAAGCAAUGGCUGAUGAAUUCCACCUGCUAAGAGGAGCUAGCAGUUUUCUGAGCGAUAUUGCUGAUACGAUCGAUGAUCAUAGAGCCGUUCACACACAAACCUCUUGAUAUGAGGAGAACCACGGUGAGGAUCACAGGUUCAGGAGUUUCGAAUUUUAGCUGUACUUUUGCGCUGGCUCUAGCUCACUACAGGUUAAAUAUUCUAAAGGGUUUAUUAAGUAGGUUAUAGCCAGUAAAGAUAAGGAAGAGGAAUAUCAAGCUUGAAUCAUGUCUGCAAUAGUUACGAUAAUGUUAAUUGCCAAAGAAAAUAUUAUACUAUAGAGCACAAAUCAUUCGUUGCCAAGCCCAACUUCUGAGGGACUGUAUUGGACGAAGCACUACAAAUUGCUGUGUUAAUAAAAGGGUCAAUAUCAAUCAAUAAAGUAUUUGAAGAUCUAUUAUGGAGCUAAAAACAAAUGUUGUUAAUCGUAAAAUUGAUAAAUUUGUUGAAAACGAACAAAAAAAGAAUAAACUCCAAGUUCUUCAACCGUCUA